AUGACUUUAUCUUACGACCAAGAAUGGCUGAAGAUGGCUAAGCCGGCAUUAGAUCAAUCUCAAGCCAUCAAGCCUGCAGUACAUGAUGUGGACGCCAGACGAUCCAAAUUUGAAGGGACGUUGAGCAAGAGGCAGGGUUGGAUUCAUUUGCCUGACAACAUCGAACACAUCGUGCACCACGUUCCGGUUGCCGGUGAUUGCGAGAUCAAGCUUCAUCAUGUCCGCAAUACGAGUGUACUGGGCGAUGAUCCCGGUCCUGUCAUCCUUCAUAUUCAUGGUGGAGGGUUCUUCAGCUUCCAAGCGAUUCAUAGCGUGCCAGCCCUGGCACACUAUGUUUCCUCUACUGGAGUCGCAAUGAUCUCCAUCAACUACCGCCUCGCUCCGGAGAAUCCCCUACCCCAUUCCCCUUGA
Messenger RNA from Penicillium cosmopolitanum, 411 nucleotides. Its product is annotated as alpha/beta hydrolase. The coding region runs from base 1 to 411 and encodes 136 amino acids. Gene Ontology annotation, molecular function: hydrolase activity. The record is from RefSeq and is a predicted model, not a curated record. The transcript has a single exon. Lineage: Eukaryota; Fungi; Ascomycota; Eurotiomycetes; Eurotiales; Aspergillaceae.